CCGGCCCGGCCGGCCGGGGCGGCUCCGACUGCGCUGCCCGGCGCUGCCGCCGACGCGCGGGAGGCGAGGAGAUCAAGGCAUACAGUGGAGUCUUCUCAGGGAAGAUGUCGUCUUUGACAAUGAGAAGCCGUUGUAUGGACAAAAGAGGAAGUUUCUUUAAGCUCAUUGACACAAUUGCCUCAGAAAUCGGAGAACUGAAACAGGAGAUGGUACAGACAGAUCUCCCAGUGGAAGAUGAAGCUGCUGAUUGGCAAAGUCUAAUAAAGGAUAUGGAUAAUGUCUCUCCUGAGAAAAAUGAUGUCAAAAGCUGUCCCCGGGACUCUGGAUAUGACAGCCUAUCCAACAAGCUGAGCAUAUUGGACAAGCUCCUCCAUACUCACCCUGUGUGGCUGCAGCUUGGUCUGAACGAUGCUGAAGCCUUGGAAAUUUUGCAGACACAACCUCCUGGGAUAUUUCUGGUUAGGAAAUCUGCAAGGCUGCAGAAGAAAGUCAUCUCUCUGCGUCUGUCCAGCGACUGUGGGUCCUGCCUGAAAGAAUUUGCCAUAAAAGAAAGUACAUACACAUUUUCCUUGGAGGGGUCUGCAAUAAGUUUUGCUGAUUUGUUCAGACUCAUUGCUUUCUACUGUAUUAGCAGGGAUGUCCUUCCAUUCACACUGAAGUUGCCUCAUGCAAUUGCUGCAGCAAAGACAGAAGCUGAACUUGAAGAGAUUGCUCAGCUUGGACUGAACUUUUGGAGCUCCCUGGCUAACAGCAAACCCCCGGAUCCUUCACCUCCCUGUAGGCCUGUGCCUUUGGACAGUGCUCGCAAAGACUCCCGCCAGCUCUGCCUUAUAAAUGGAGUGCAUUCUAUACGAACCAGAACGCCUUCGGAGCUGGAGUGCAGCCAGACCAACGGAGCGCUGUGUUUCAUUAAUCCCCUCUUCUUAAAAGUGCACAGCCAGGAUGUCAGUGGAAGUCUGAAAAGGCAGAGCCCGAGAACUCCAGACGUGAAUGGCACAGCGAGGCCUCGCUCCCCCCCGCCCCGGCCGCCACCUCCUGCUAUUAAUAGCACCCUCACGAGCCCGCAGAUUUCCAGGACUAUAAAGCAGGCGAGCAUGCCAGAAACACUCAGCCAUAAGAAGGAGAGGGGCUCGGAUUUGCUGCAGAACAAGCCCACCCCGAUUCCGCCUCCUCGGCUGAAGAAGCAGGCGCUGUGCUCCGAGGCUGACGGUGCCUCCAGAAGCGCGGCCGCCCUCCGGCCCCGCUCCUCCGUGUGCGUGCCCGAGGCAGCCACGGCUGCUCCUCCGCGUGAAACCCUGCCAGCCCUGCCCCAGCCGGCUCCAGCAGCUCCCAAAAAGACUCCAGCUGCCAUCUCUGAGUCACACAUCCCGUGGAAUGGAGGCCGGCAGAGACUGAGCGACAUGAGCAUUUCCACCUCCUCAUCUGACUCGCUGGACUUCGAUCGGAGCAUGCCGCUCUUCGGCUAUGAGGGGGACACCAACAGCAGCCUGGAGGACUUUGAGGGGGAGAGUGACCAGGAGAGCAUGGCACCCCCUUUGAAGCCCAAGAAGAAAAGAAGCAGUUCGUUUGUUCUCCCCAAGAUUGUGAAAUCUCAGCUACGGAAAGUCAGUGGAGUUUUCAGUUCCUUCAUGACCCCGGAGAAGAGGAUGAUUAAGAAAAUUGCAGAGAUGUCCCGGGACAAACGUACCUAUUUUGGAUGCUUAGUGCAGGACUAUGUCAGCUUUCUGCAAGAAAACAAGGAGUGCCAUGUUUCCAGCACUGAUAUGCUGCAAACAAUUCGUCAGUUCAUGACCCAAGUCAAGAACUACUUGUCCCAAAGCUCCGAACUUGAUCCCCCAAUCGAAUCACUGAUUCCUGAAGACCAAAUAGAUGUUGUGCUGGAGAAGGCCAUGCAUAAGUGCAUUCUGAAGCCCUUGAAGGGUCACAUUGAAGCGAUGUUGAAAGAGUUUCAUACCACAGAUGGUUCCUGGAAACAACUGAAGGAAAACCUGCAGCUGGUGCGGCAGAGGAAUCCUCAGGAACUGGGCGUGUUUGUCCCAACACCAGACUUUGUGGACGUUGAAAAGAUUAAAGUCAAGUUCAUGACUAUGCAGAAGAUGUAUUCACCUGAAAAGAAAGUCAUGCUGCUGCUGAGAGUUUGCAAAUUGAUUUACACUGUUAUGGAGAAUAACUCAGGGAGGCUGUAUGGAGCUGAUGACUUCUUGCCUGUGUUGACAUAUGUGCUAGCCCAGUGUGAUAUGCUGGAGCUGGAUACCGAAAUCGAAUACAUGAUGGAGCUGUUGGAUCCAUCCUUGCUGCAUGGAGAAGGGGGCUAUUACUUGACCAGUGCUUAUGGAGCACUUUCACUGAUCAAGAACUUCCAGGAGGAACAAGCUGCCCAGCUGCUCAGCUCAGAGGCCAGAGACACUCUCCGGCAGUGGCACAAGAGGAGGACGACAAACAGGACAAUACCUUCAGUUGAUGAUUUUCAGAGCAGGGCAGUACCUUCAGCUGGAGAAUAACAAAGCAGUGGUUAUCACUUCAUCUUCUGAGCCCAGGCCUGCAUCUCUUCCAUCUGCUUUGGACUAACUGUUAAGGUGCAGCAGUUUGUGAGCUGAAAGAGGGGAGGGAGUUGGAAUUGGGAAGAGAGGAUUUACUCCUUGGAGUUCAGCUGUCUGCAGUUAGGAAGAGGAGAAGCCAUUACGAGCAAUUCCAGUGCCCAGAGCCUGUCCAUCUCCCUGGGAUCCACGUUCUGUUCUCCUGGCCUGUACUUAGGUGUCAGAUUCCAGCAGCUGGAGUCUGUUCUUUCUGCCAAAGCUCUGCACUUUCCAUAGGAGCAUCCAGCACCUUUAUUUCUGCUUGGUGAGGAAAUGACAGAAGAUUCUUUCUGCAGGAUUUGGUAGGAAGUUCCAUCUUCUCUUUCUCUGCAGAUGAACUUGGUCCAGGCUCAGUGUUCACUUGGAUGCAGGAAGAUUCAGGGGGCAGGGAAGACCUGGCAGUGAGUGUGUCCAGUGCUUCUCCUGCUGUUGUCUCUUUCAAAAGAGAGCCUGGAAUUAGUUGAUCCCACCACUCACAGGAUGUGCUUGGCACAAAUGCAAGUGUUUUGCUGUCUACUCAGAAUGGCGAUUUUCUCUCUUCUCUCUCUGAGUCUUGCAGUCCUGAAAUGGAGCACCUUGCCUACAACCAGCAUGGAACAUAUCUGCAGCUCCAGUCAUCUUCCUCCCAGGGAAUCAGGGUGUGGUCAUGGCAUUUCUGUGCUGCAGUCUCACAGCCUUGCUGGCUCUUGGGCCCUGGAGGCUGUUUUUCCACCUUCCCUAAAUGGAAAGAAAAGCAAAAACCCCAGUACUUUGAUGAUGAUGAAAUACAGCUUUCUGGGCAUCUGUAAAAAAAACUUCAGCCUUUCCUUUUCCGUCCAGCAGUCCUGUCCAUCUAAAAACUCACGCUUUUCAAAGCAGGUCUUGUGUGUGAUAGCUUAAUUAAAAAUUAAAUCUAGUGUGUUUUGCCCUAUUUAGGGCUGUGUUUUUUCUACAAGUUCUUCAAACCAGGUUAAAAAAAUGGCUUAGUUCUGUUCAGUCAGGGUUCAGUCCCAUUUUUUAAAACCUAUUGCAGAGUUUAGUGUUCAGUCUUCGUGGUAUUAAGAAAUACUUAAUUAGACAAGAGUGCUCUUUGGAACUUAAGUCAUUGGAAGGUUCUUCUCAGCUGUUAAAACAGAUUGUUUCUGUGAGAGGUAAACUUCUACCAUUGGGAUUUUCAAUGCUUAAUUUAUUCAGCUUACAAACCACGGGUGCCAGCCCAGUCAAUAAACAACUCUUUCUCCUUUUAAUUUUUUCCACCUCCUUCAAUCUCACUGCAUUUUAGUCUUUAAUUCCAGAUUUUUUUUCUUUUAAAACUGUCUCUGGUUUAGAGACAAUUUUAGCAGAAAACACUCUGGAAUUAACAUUUUCUCUAAAGAAAAUGGGUUUGGGCACUCCCUUGCCAUCAAUAUGAAAGGAAUUUCUUGGAUGAAAGUGACAAAAACAAUUUAUUUCUCAAACAAAGUGCCCACAGGGCAGGCAGGGGAAAAGUAAUAACUGUUAUGUAUUGAAGCUCCUCGCUGCUGGUUGAUUUAGAGCUCCCUCUUUAGCUGGCCUGGCCUCCCCGAGGUCCAGAGUGGGGAUGCAGCAUUCAGCUCCCACCAGUGGUCUGGUUGUCAGACCAAAGCUGAGCCAAGCAGUUCCAGAGGAAGCCACAGAAGUCACUGGAGGAUUGCUGUUGCAGUCCCAGGAAAACCUCUUGCCUCGGCUAAUAAAACCAAGGUAGCCCAAAGCAGAAAUGUGACUCCCUCCACGCCGCAAAGCCAAGCACACGGGGAGUGAGUGCCUGAACACAACCUGUGCCAGAGUUCCCCCAGCUCACAGCCCUCCCCUGGACCCAGCCUAAAGCUCCAGGACUCAUUUCUGGGCAUAAAGCAGACCAUGGGGGAAUACAGUAUUACCAUAAAAUCACCCCAAGACAAAAACAAACAGGAAGCAGAUGAAACUGCAUUUCCAUGUGGGGCCUGUUUAGAAUGUAUCCGUGGGCGUGUGUCAGUUUCUACAGGAGAAGACAUCCAGCUUUUGCCUCAAGAUCAGGUGCAUUUACUUGAAUGGUGCAGAGUAAAUUUUCUUUCUGAAUCCCUGUAAAGCUGUCCUGUGAAGCUGGGUUAGGCCAGGCUUGGACACCGGGCUGCAGCUCACGGGAUGGCCAUAAUGUCCGGGAAUCACCAGAGUGUGUUUCACAGCUGGAGCAGGGAGAGGCUUGCUUUUUGUUGCUGACUUUUCAGUUUUCAGAGGCUAAGGACUUUUUGACUUCCUGAUGUCUGCUUUCU
This is a messenger RNA of Agelaius phoeniceus (red-winged blackbird), 4825 nucleotides long. Lineage: Eukaryota; Metazoa; Chordata; Aves; Passeriformes; Icteridae. The record is from RefSeq and is a predicted model, not a curated record.